Molecule: messenger RNA, 3115 nt
Organism: Hippopotamus amphibius kiboko
Lineage: Eukaryota; Metazoa; Chordata; Mammalia; Artiodactyla; Hippopotamidae
Product: zinc finger protein 709-like
Exons: 5
Coding region: 228-1871 (547 amino acids)
Biological process (GO): regulation of DNA-templated transcription
Source: RefSeq, a predicted model, not a curated record
UCUCAGGCCCCGCUAGCGAGCCGGUUCCUACCUUUGAGAGACGCGGGCGGCUCAGCCUCGGUUCCUGUCUCGCUGUGACUUGCGGUGCUCGUGGGAGUCGUAGGAAGGAUUCAGGGAGACUCAGGAAACCUGGAAAUGUUGCAGUUGUCUUCACCUCUGGAGGGACAUGAUACACCUCUACCUGGUUAUCCUCAGGGAACCUCAGCAGCUUUGCCUUCCCACAGUCUAUGCAGGAAGAUCUGAACUGCAUGUACUUUGCUCCAGGAGCACAGGACUCGGUGACCUUUGAGGAUGUGGCUGUGAACUUCACCCUGGAGGAGUGGACUCUACUGGAUCCUUCACAGAGGAAACUCUACAGAGAUGUGAUGCAGGAAACCUUGAGGAACCUGGCCUCAGUAGGUGAAAAAUGGGAAGAUCAUGGCAUUGAAGAUCAGUACAAAAACCAGGGGAGGAAACUAAGAAGUCAUGUCGUAGAGAGACUCUGUGAAAGUAAAGAGGGUAGUCAGUGUGGACAAAAGUUCAGCCUUAUUCCAAAUCUCAGACUGAAUAGGAGGACUACUAGAGUGAAACCACGUGAAUGCAGUGCAUGUGGAAAAGUCUUUACACGUCAUUCAUCCCUUAAGAGACACAUGAGCUGUCACACUGAACGUAAACCAUGUGAGUAUCAGAAAUAUGGAGAGAAGCCGUAUAAAUGUAAGCAAUGUGGUAAAGCCUUUAGCUAUCCCCAGUUUUUGGAGGCACAUGAGAAAAAUCACAAUCGAGAGAAAAAACAUAAAUGUAAGGAAUGUGGAAAAGCGUUCCAUUCCCGUGCAUCCUUUCAAGCACAUGAAAGAAUUCACACAGGAGAAAAACCCUACAAGUGUAAGGAAUGUGGGGAAGCCUUCAUGUGGAGCACAGCAUUUCGAAGACACAUGGUAACACACACUGGAGAUGCUCCUUAUACGUGUAAAGAAUGUGGGAAAGCUUUUAAUUGUUCCUCUUCGUUGCGAACACAUGAGACAACUCACAGUGACGAGAAACCCUACCAAUGUAAACAAUGUGGAAAAUUCCUUAGGUAUUAUCAUACUUUUCGAACACAUGAAAGGACUCACACAGGAGAGAAACCCUAUGAAUGUAAGCAGUGUGGCAAAGCCUUCAGUUGUCCCAGUUCUUUUCGAAAACAUGAAAGAAUUCAUACUGGGGAAAAGCCUUAUGAAUGUAAGGAAUGUGGGAGAGCCUUCAGAGGUCUCUCAAGCCUUCGGGCACACAUGAUCACUCACACUGGAGAUGGACCUUAUAAAUGUAAGGAAUGUGAGAGAGCCUUCAUUUCUCCUAGUUCCUUCCGAAUACAUCAAAGGAUUCACACUGGAGAGAAACCCUAUGAAUGUAAACAAUGUGGUAAAGCCUUCAGUUACUACAAUUCCUUGCAGUCACACAGAAGAACUCAUACUGGAGAGAAACCCUAUGAAUGCAAGGAAUGCGGAAAAGCUCUCUCCCAUCACCAAACCUUAAAAAUACACAUGAGACUGCACACUGGAGAGAAACCCUAUGAGUGUAAGCAAUGUGGUAAAGCCUUCAGGUAUUACCCCUCCUUUCAUAAACACAAACGAAUUCAUAUUGGAGGGAAACCCUUCGAAUGUGAACAAUGUGGUAAAGCCUUCAGUCACUACAGUUCCUUACAGUCACAUGGAAGAAGUCAUACUGGAGAGAAACCCUAUGAAUGCAAAGAAUGCGGGAAAGCCCUCUCUCAUCACCAAACCUUAAGAGUACACAUGAGACUGCACACUGGAGAGAAACCCUAUGAAUGUGAACAAUGUGGUAGAGCUUUCAGAUAUUACACUUCCUUCCAAAAGCACAAAAGAGUUCAUACUGAGAAGAAAAUCUAUGAAUAAGGAAUUAUGGAAAAGCCUUUAGUUGAUCAACUUCACUUUGAAAACAUGAAAGAAGCCACAUUGGAGAGAAGGCCUGUCAGUGUAAGCAAGGUGGGAAAGUCUUUAGAUAUUUUCAAAGUUUGCAAACACAUGAAAGGACUCCCAUAGAAGAGAAACCUUGUAAGCAAUGUGGUAAAUCCUGCAGAGAUUACACUUCUUUAGAAAUGCACGAAAGAACUCAUACUGACAAGAAACCCUGUGACUGUAAGGCAUGUGGAAAAGCCUUCAGAUGUUAUCAGAGGUUUUUUUUUUUUUUUUUGAAGACAUGAAAAAGAUCAGAGUGGAGGGAGUGUGGUAAAGCCUUCAUUUAUCACAAACCAUUUGAAGACGUGUGAAAGUGCACACUGGAGAGACACUGUAUAAAUGCAAGGAAUGUCAGAAAGGCUUCAGUCAUCCCAGUUAUGAAAGGAUGAAAGGACUCACUGGACAAAAGCUCUUGAGUUAAACAUCCUGGGAAAGAUUUCAAUGAGCCCACAUCUUUACAUGUGAAAACUCCCACUGAAAAGAAAUAAAAAUGUAAGUGACAUGAGAAAGCUUGAUGGAAAUUAAUCUAUGUGUAAUGUUUCCAGAAAACAGGAAAGAGUUGUUAUUAAAGAUGUAAAUAUGCUGUGUUUAUCAAGCCUCUUUCUUAAAAUGCACCACUGGUCAGGGGAUUUCUAGUAAUUACUCUCAGAAAUGAAUAUGAGGUGAGAUGAUUCUAUAAGUCAUAUGUUUCCACAGCAGUACAUGAGAUUAAUAGGUAGUGCUUUUUCUUUAAGUCAGUUAAUAAUAUUUUCUCUUUCCUUUUUGAAACCUGUUGGAUCAUAGGUGGGUCGAAGUGUGUUUCUAAUAAUGCAAUUAGGUUAACCUUGUUUUAUAAUGUUUUAUUUGUUCUGUGUUAAGGGGCCACUGAAAAAUGAUGGUUUGGUAUUUGGAUUUUCCUAAUGGCCUUGUGGCCAUUCUUGGAUAUCUCUAGUUCAGUAUAUAUAUUUAUCCUUCUUACUGACAAAGCUCCUUUUUGAUGGUGAAGAGUAUAAGAGCCUUUUUCCAUUUUCCAUACUAAAAAACAGUUGAUAAAUAUUUAUGUAUGUCUUCAUUUAUAAAAGAAUACAGCUUCCAUGUGAAUUACUAUUUUCAUGUUUGGGUCUUUGCUUUAUGUCUUUUCUUCUGGCUAUAAUUUGGUGAAUAGAUUUUGAAUUAAAGAAGGGAGGCCUGGGACUUCCCUG